AUGCCAUCCCUCCUUGAUCUCGAGGACGAAACACUUCGACUGAUCGGUCAAUACACGAACAAGGAUGCGCAUAUUCCCUUACCCUCUUUCGGACCACAUUGGGAGAACUUCAGGUCUGAAAUCAGUCAUAAAGCUGCUCGGGACUUGCUUUCUUUCCGGAGUACUUGUAAGAGAGUGAACGGAGUAUGUAGACUGGAGGGUCUUCAUUUACGUAUUACAAAAUGGCAAAAGAUGUCAAGAUGGAUGUCAAAUGCUCCCAGAGAGGUAGAACAAGCUAUCAGACGUAUUCAUAUAUGUCUGCCAGUUUCGGAUUCCGCUCGAUUCUCGUCCUUUUUCGGUUUGACCACUUUCUUACAUCGCUUUGAUAAUCUGGAAGAACUGAUCAUCCAUGGCUGUUUAUCGUGUUCUCACAUGUAUGGAUAUUCUCAAGAUCCCUCAUCAGCUAACAAGCUUCGUCUCCCCGAAUAUUCCUUUUUAUCAAAUCUCAAAUCCCUAUCUGUCGACGUUAUUUGUCCGUUUUGCUCUCAAGAUAUCCCGAAAUUGUUGGUUCCACCUGCUCCAAGAAUGAAACAUCUCAAGAUCAGUCUCGCAGGCUGUCAAAUAGAAGUUCCUCCAAAUGGAUUGUUUGGUACAGGCUCUCCAAUCUCAAUUACUUCAGAUGCAAUCACAUGCUUUCAAGAGAUACUAGAAGAAUGGUCCAAAAAGAACAAUGGAUCCAGAUUGGAUCUUAGAACCUUACAACUUCGAUAUCCUCCCAGACCUGAAGAUGGGACUGAAGAUGGACUUGGAUGUAUGAUACAGAAGGUAUUCGAGUUCCUACCUAAUUUGGAGGAAUUCGGGAUUACUCGCUUCGAUGGAGAACAAGAAGAUCUUGUCGCAGGCUUUAUAAUUGUAGGAAGGCAAAAGAGUACCUGGCAAUUUCAAAUGAAAGACUUGGAGAUUGAUGGAGAUAGUCCCUCUUCCAUACAUGAGUUGAUUUCAACUUUGCACCCGCCUCCUUCUCUCAAACGAUUUGAUCCAGUCAUUGUCUUCAAGACCCAUUUGACCCAGCCAUAUUAUCGAUCAGUUUCUUCCUUCCAGACUCGUUCUGAUUUCUAUUCGCACCGAAAAAGCUCUAUGAAGUCCCAUCGACAGUCGUCAUUGGUAUACGAGAAUUCUCUCAAAGAAGGAAUGACCGCGGCAGCUAAGGCCUUAUUAGAGAUGAUUCCAUCUCUAGAGAGGGGAUCAUUUUGGGAACAAGGUACCGAAUGGUCAAAGAAAGACUGGAACCUGUGGGAAUGGGAAAACGUGACUGAUGUUACUGGAAUAUCGAGGCCCUUUAUAGCUGAUGUGCCAAUACGUAUGUCAAAAGAUUUCGUAUCCUGUCAAGAUCGAAGAACGAUCAAGAUCGAUGGAAUGGGAAUGGCAUAUAACCAUGUGCCCAUGCAAGUGGAUGCUGAUGGAGAAGAAAUGGAAGAUGAAGGACACGAGGAUGGUGAAGAUCUGGAUGAUGAUGAGGGUUUCGUCGGUCUCACUUUUACCGCAUAG
Molecule: messenger RNA, 1527 nt
Organism: Kwoniella shivajii
Lineage: Eukaryota; Fungi; Basidiomycota; Tremellomycetes; Tremellales; Cryptococcaceae
Exons: 3
Coding region: 1-1527 (508 amino acids)
Source: RefSeq, a predicted model, not a curated record